AUGGCUCGUGGUAAGAAAAAAGGAGGCCGUCGUGGCGAUGACUCGGACUCUGAUGAGGCCAAAGUGUCGCCGCCGGUUACUAAUACCUCGGUAGAGAAAGAUGACAAAAAGUUGGCGCGAAAAGAGAAGCUGAAAGCACGCAAAACACAGCGUCAGGCAUCCAAAACCAGCGAGGAGCAGAUCAGCCAGCGCACGACUUCAGACGCAGAGGAGGAUGUAGAUGAGGAUGAUCCCUAUGCGCAGAUUGCGAAUAGUGUGAGCAAGAAGAAGAGCAAAAAGAUCAAAAAGAAGGCCGUAGUAAACUUUGCAGCCCUAGUGGACGACACGAAGAAAAGUCCGAAAAAAGACACAAUGUCACAUCGUUUGGAGAGCAAUGAAGAGGAACGGAAGCGACUGAAAGAAGAGCAAGAGCGCCAAGAGCGCGAGGACGAGUACCAUCGUGCUGCUAAUCCUAUGGACGGUGCUCAGUUCUCUGUCUCACAGCAAGCGUUCACAGAAGACUCGAACUGGGAAAACGCUACAGACAUUCACAUUGAUAAUUUCAGUAUCAAUGCGCACAAUAAGUUGUUGUACGACAACGCGUCACUGCACAUUAAUGCUGGCGGCAAAUACGGUCUUGUGGGUCCGAACGGUCAAGGAAAGACGACCAUAUUGAAAAUGAUUGCACUUGGAGAGCUCAAGAUUCCGCCGAAAAUCGAUUGUCUUUAUGUGGAACAAGAAGUCGUAGCUGACGAUACGCGCGCUGUGGAUGCUGUGCUGAAGGCAGAUGCUGAGCGGUGGGCAUUGCUUGAAGAGGAAAAGUCGUUGCUUGCACAGCUCGAAACAAAGCAAGAUUCGGCUCUCGAUGAUCGACUGAAUGAAGUCUAUGAGCAGCUAUCACAAUCCAAUGCGUCAGCCGCUGAGGCUCGUGCACGUCGUAUUCUUUUUGGUUUAGGAUUCGAUUCAGCCAUGCAGGAAAAGGUCACGAAGGAUUUUUCGGGUGGGUGGCGAAUGCGUAUCUCGCUAGCUAAGGCACUGUAUGUGGAGCCGACGUUGCUGAUGCUUGAUGAACCGACAAAUCACUUGGACCUUAAUGCUGUUAUAUGGCUGGAUGAUUAUUUGCAAAAAUGGAAAAAGACGCUGCUAGUUGUAUCCCAUGAUGCUGAUUUUCUAAACAGCGUGUGUUCGGAAGUGCUGCAUCUAGAAAACAAGAAGAUUGCGCACUACAAAGGCAAUUAUGAUAUGUUUCCAUCUGGCAAAUCGUCGAAAAAGGCGACAGAGAUUGUCAAAAAGAAACGAGAACCUGGUGCUCGUGCAACAAAGAAGAAGGCGUUGUUGCCAGAGGAUGCAGCGGAAGUCAGUGCCCCUACGGAUUUGUUGGAACGUCCAAAGGAAUACAUUGUUCAAUUUAGCUUUCCAGAGACCACAAUAGUGUCGCCACCGAUACUUGAAGUGCGUGAAGCCAGUUUUCGCUAUGGUGACGGACCAUACUUGUUUAAAAACACUGACUUUGGUAUUGAUACGACGUCGCGUGUGUGUAUCGUGGGUCCAAAUGGUGUGGGAAAGAGUACGCUGUUAAAAAUGAUAACAGGAGAGGUUACGGUAACUGAAGGCGAGGUGCGACGUAACCCACGGGUACGUCUUGGGAUCUACAGCCAACAUUUUGUCGAUAAGUUGCCCAUGGGCGAGACACCGGUCGAGUAUUUGCGCCGUCUGUUUCAAGACCAAUCGUACCAGCAGGUGCGCAAUUUACUUGGCAAAGUAGGUCUGGAAGGUCACGCACACGAAAUCAAGAAUCGCUUGCUUUCUGGUGGUCAAAAAGCUCGUGUGGUCAUUGCAGAAUUGGUUCUGAUGCGCCCGCAUAUUCUGAUACUGGACGAACCCACUAAUAAUUUAGAUAUCGAGUCAAUUGACGCAUUGUGCGAUGCCAUACGCGAGUACGAUGGCGGUGUAGUCAUUGUUACUCACGAUGCGCGUCUGAUUGAGUCAACAGAAUGUGUUUUGUGGGUGUGUGGUGACCAGGAUGUGGUGGUGUACGACGGCACGUUUGAAGAUUACAAACAGUCGAUUUUAGACGAUCUCCACAAGCAAGCACAGGCUGAGGAGGAGCGUCUUGCCGAGAAUGCUGCCAAGAAAGCUGAGGCUCGUGCGCAAAAGGCGAAAGGAUAG
Plasmopara halstedii is the source of this 2148-nucleotide messenger RNA. Its product is annotated as atp-binding cassette sub-family f member 1. NCBI's taxonomy places the organism in Eukaryota, Oomycota, Peronosporomycetes, Peronosporales, Peronosporaceae. The transcript is spliced from 4 exons. Gene Ontology annotation, molecular function: ATP binding; ATP hydrolysis activity. The record is from RefSeq and is a predicted model, not a curated record. Bases 1 to 2148 code for a protein of 715 amino acids.